Messenger RNA from Marchantia polymorpha subsp. ruderalis, 1692 nucleotides. The record is from the annotation of a GenBank genome assembly. Lineage: Eukaryota; Viridiplantae; Streptophyta; Marchantiopsida; Marchantiales; Marchantiaceae.
GCAAAUCCUGCACGUGUGCAUGGACACGUAGCAGAGAGCGGAUUCAUGGCGGGAGGACGAGAUCCUUGUUCUUCAAGGCUCGAGCUUUGCGACUGAGUCCCAUUCCUCCAUGAAAGCUGAGGUACGAGCCCUGACGACUGUGUCGUAUGACGCUGGAUGACGACAUGCAUACUCAUUCACUGAACGAGAACUCAGGAGUACCGAGUCUCGACAUACCUGCCGGCCGCCGAAUUCGCUUUUCAAUGCGAGGCGAUUUCGUGCGAACAUGAAAUGGCUUGCAGCAUAAGAUCGACCUGUUGAGGACGAAGCUGAAUCGCACGUGGUGAGUUUACGCAGUCGUGUGCUAAAGUCCUACUCUCUGUUCGUGAGAAGAAUCUAGAGUAGCGAGAGGGAGACUCUGCCACACCAUAGGUGGAGAUGUCCGCAUGCCAAUGUUGCUCUGAAGAAGCAAGCCGGCUUCUUGCCAACCGAGAAGCGGAGAGGCACGAGGUUCAUGUCGCAGGAGCAUUCUUGGUGUCUACUUUCUGAUCAGUGACGAUGGAUGAUGAAGCUCGAGUACUUUACAUGAGGAUUGAGGAAUGGAGAGCUAGUUCGUCGAACGAGGCCGGAGGGCUAUGCACGGUCGCCAUGCAGCCGGCGCUGAAGGACGAGCAUCACUGAACAGCAAGAGGGCAUGGUGGCGCCAGUCGGCGGGCCGACCGUGGCGAUGGCGGCAGGGUCUCGAAAAAGCGGACGGCCCGAUGAGGAACCGGAGAGGGCUCAAAAGCAGAAGACGAAGGUCGUGGUGGAAUUCUCUCUCGUCUUCAAACGAGGCUGCCGCGAGGAGCAGUCUCGUGGGCCGGCGGGAGCCAAGAUUCUUCACGAGACUUUGUUCAUCAAGACUCAGAAGCGUCUGGACGACGAGGGCAAUGUCCUCGACAGCCAGAUCGUCGAGGAGUCCUCCUGGAGCACUGCAGAGGUCGAGUAUCUGAUAAUGUUGAGGUCCAAAGGCGACUCUUUAUUCUGUCGAGCGCUGAAGGAGAAGAAAUUGGGCCUCGUGUGGCAGAAGGCCGCGCUCGGACUCUCGAGAGUAGCCCGGACCGAAAAAGACGCCAAGCAGUGCCAGUGGAUGUGGUACAUGCUCAUGAAGGAGUACAACAGCGUGCUGCAAGGUGCUCAGAAUACCGAUGGGUUCCCAUUCUUUGCUCAGAUGCAAGAGACCAGGAAGUACAGAACUCCCAUCGACAUUCCAGGCCGCAAUUAAAGAACGUCACCAUUUCAAGCUCUGCAUGUUAACUGCAGACGGGAGAGAUUCCAGGUGUACCUUCGAUGAUGACGACAUGUUUUUUUCUCGUCAGACAAUUUUGCAUUUGUAGGAAAUGUGAGCUGAACUUCAAACUCCCUCAUUAGACACGACGGGCAUCACCGUCUAGAUCAGCUCACAUCACGUGUUCGGUCACGGGACUCACAAUCGGGAACGAUAGAGAUAUGGAGUUUGACAACGAGCCCACAAGAAAGUGGAGAUCAAUUUUGCAUCCCUACGGGAUGAUCUUGUUACCGGAGAUGAGGUCAGAUUUUUCGUUGCUUGCUAUUACGAAUUUCAACGAUGUCAAGAAUGGAAAUGAUGAUACUUUCGAAAUGUGAUAAUUUCGGGGUGAAAUGUUUUUUUUCUACAUUUUACACAUGAGUUUUUCCAAUAAUGUAUUAUUUGGG